UAUUAGCCUUUCCAUUUCAUACAUUAAAAAUAAUUUGAACAAUAAUCUCGCUCCACACACCCCACCUCUUUCUCUCUCUUCUUUACAAGGCAAGCAAAACUCACACAGUAUAUUACCAGAUUCAAAAUCAAAUCAAAACUUCAAAUUUGAACAAAUUUUGAAACUUUUCUAACAAUUUUUGCUAAUCAUGGCGUCUCGCCGUCGAAUGCUUUUGAAGGUCAUCAUUCUUGGUGAUAGUGGUGUUGGAAAAACUUCAUUGAUGAAUCAAUUUGUGAAUCAUAAGUUUAGUAAUCAGUACAAAGCUACAAUUGGGGCGGAUUUCUUGACAAAAGAAGUUCAGAUUGAUGACAGGCUUUUCACAUUGCAGAUAUGGGAUACAGCUGGACAAGAGAGGUUCCAAAGUCUUGGUGUGGCCUUCUACCGUGGUGCAGACUGUUGUGUGCUUGUGUAUGAUGUUAAUGUCACAAAAUCAUUUGAUGACCUUAACCGAUGGCGGGAAGACUUUUUGUUACAGGCUAGUCCACAUGACCCUGAUAACUUCCCGUUUGUUGUGUUAGGCAACAAAAUAGACGUGGAUGGUGGGAACAGCCGAGUGGUGUCUUCAAAGAAAGCAAAGGCUUGGUGUGCCUCUAAAGGAAAUAUUCCCUACUUCGAAACAUCUGCAAAGGAUGGUACCAACGUUGAAGCUGCUUUUCAGUGCAUAGCAAAGAAUGCCAUUAAAAAUGAGCCUGAAGAAGAUACAUAUCUUCCGGACACCAUCGACAUGUCUGGUGGCCAGCAACAGAGGUCAUCAGGAUGUGAUUGCUAGGCUGGUUUUUUGCUGAUUUUGGCUGGCUCAGAGCUUUUACUCAUCACCAACUAUUAAACUUUAAAUCAACUUCAUUUUGUGUACAUUACUCAAAUAGAGAGUUAAAGUGAUUAUUCGUUGUGUCAUAAUUCAUUAGUUUUCUUAUUGCUACCUACAUGGCUACAUAUAUUGUAUGAGCCUCGCUGUUGCUGUCAGUGAGCUUACAGUACAGUCGUUUAUCUUGUGCAUUCUGAUUUCUGGUCCAAACACUAUUUAUUUGACAUCAGUGUAAUGAUCAAUACGAGUAAUUAUGUUGUAUCA
Molecule: messenger RNA, 1108 nt
Organism: Chenopodium quinoa (quinoa)
Lineage: Eukaryota; Viridiplantae; Streptophyta; Magnoliopsida; Caryophyllales; Amaranthaceae
Product: ras-related protein RABG3d
Exons: 7
Coding region: 188-808 (206 amino acids)
Cellular component (GO): vacuolar membrane
Molecular function (GO): GTPase activity; GTP binding
Source: RefSeq, a predicted model, not a curated record